Capsicum annuum is the source of this 999-nucleotide messenger RNA. RefSeq lists its product as uncharacterized. Bases 1 to 999 code for a protein of 332 amino acids. The record is from RefSeq and is a predicted model, not a curated record. The transcript has 4 exons. NCBI's taxonomy places the organism in Eukaryota, Viridiplantae, Streptophyta, Magnoliopsida, Solanales, Solanaceae.
AUGGCAAAUACUAUUUUAGGAGGAGCAUUUAUGCAUCUUCAUUGGGAUAUUGUGCAGGAAAUGUUAGAUAAUAUCACUGUGACUAAUAGAGGAAGGCAUACUAGAGAUUCAGAAUAUGGUGGUGUUGGAGAAAAAAAUUGGUCAGAUGUCAGCCACAAUAAAUCGAGACAGCAUGGCACUUUUUCAAGCAAUACAGCGGUAAAUCCAAGAAAUGAUAGUCACUGCCAGGCCAUUACCACUCGGAGUGGUAAAGUCACUGCAGACCCACCUGUACCUAUUGUUGAUGAGAAGAAGAAUAAUAAUGAGCCAAUUGAUGUAAAGAGCAAUAGCAAGCAGAAUGAAGGAGAAGAGAAGGUUACAGAGCCUGUGCUGAAGCCCAUUCCAAAACCUCUUCCUCCUUAUCCACAAAGGCUGAAAAAAAAAACAAGAAGAUGUGUUGUAGCUACUAGAUCAUUUGUGAAGAAGAAAGAGGAUCUUGGUAGUUUCAUUAUACCUUGCACUAUUGGAUCUUUCAACUUUUCACGUGCUUUGUAUGACUUGGGUGCUAGCAUAAACCUCACGCCAUUUGUUAUAUUCAAGCAAUUGGGGUUGGAAGCUCCAAAACCUACCACCAAGAGACUAGUAAUGGUGGCUUCUUUCAUAUUUCCGGCAAAUUUUGUCGUUUUAGAUUAUGAAUUGGACUUCCAAGUCCCAAUUAUUCAUGGAAGACCAUUUUUGGCUACAAGAAUGACAUUGAUUUAUCUAGAGUUAAGGCAUCUAAUGCUGAGAUUGAAUGAUGAACAAGUGAUAAUCAAUGUAUGCAAGUCCAUAAGGCAGGUUAAUGAAUUGAGAGUGAUAUUUGUUAUUAAUGUGCAUGAUGAGAAGGCAGAUUCAUUCCAUGAUAUUGAUGUAGAGACUCUGUGGGAUGAUGGUUCUGAUGCGGUUAUUCCUAUUACAGAGAAUCUAGGUAUUGAAGCUGUUGCAGUUGUGAUCAUAAACUUUUAUGUUGAUGGUAUAUAG